AUGCCUCUCGGAGAGAACGCCAAAGAGACUCUUGCAGAUAUUCCUACAUCAUUUUUUACGGGAUUUCAGCCAAAGAAUGAAUGGGAUAUGUACAAGAAAAUGGCACAAUUCUUUGGUAACAGUAGCGCACCUAACUUCCCGGGCAUCAAGAUAGUUGAUACCUCAGCUCAUCCGGACCCGGCCUCCAAGCCUGGUGCGAAGGUUAAGCCAGACAUGUGUGUGUACCACGAACAGCUACGGAUCAAGAGUACCACUCCGACGCGCCUAGCCAACUCCCUCACCGGCGUAGAGGCCAAUGACGAGUACGUGGAAAUCUUCAACGAUAGUACGGACCCGCGUGUAGCGACAAUGGAAGACGCGCCCUUCGAGGUAGAUACGGACAAGGCGAUUGUGGCUCGCGGACAGCUAGUCACGUAUGCCGUGGAAAUUUGUGCUCGUCAGCAUCGAACCCACUUGUUCCUCGUCUACAUCUACUUCCCAUACGCCCGUUUGAUUCGAUUUGACAGGUCGGGGGCCCUCGUUUCCGAGAGGUUAAAUUUCACUAAAGAUUGCACACCCUUGAACCGCUUCUUCUCGCGGUUCUGCCGUAUGGACGAUAUUGCUAUAGGAUACGACCCGACGGUACACGUCACCAGUGAGGCGGAAGCCAAGUUCGCUCGUAAGCAUCUCGCUGCCUGGGCUCCAGACCCGAAGCUUGAACGAUCUGUUUUUAAAAUGGAUGUGCACGACGACCAGUCCGGCCAAGCUCGUCAGUUUCUCGUCUGGGGAUCCCUCGCAGAUCCGGAAUCGCCUCUCGGCAGAGCUACGCGUGGUUACCCUGCGAUGGAGUGGCGUUCUCUUGCAUUGUGCCCGGAGAUCGAGACACUUCAAAAGAUUAACAAAGCGGGAGUGCACUUCGUCCCGACACUCGUAUGCGGUGGCGACCUUCCCAGUCAACUCACGAAAACCCAGGACUAUGCCUCCAUGUUCGACGGAAGAAUCGGCGACAAACGCCUUGAUCCGAGGCAGCACGUCCGUUUUGUGGUGAAAGAAGUCGGUUCUCCCCUGGAACGCUUUUCGUCGUCGAAGCAGAUGCUUCAAGCCGUGAAUCAUGCUCUCCAAGGUCACAAAGAAGCGUACGAACUAUGCGACGGUACCGGCCUCCUGAAUGACUGGGACAUGGCGGUCGUUGAGAAGGAUAUCAAAGAUGGCCCUAGGGCGCACGAGCGCACUGGUACCUGGGCCUUCAUGUCCAUCGCCAUGUUGAAAAGGGAGAGACGCCCCCACGGAGUCUGCGACGACCUAGAAUCCUUCUUCUGGGUGAUUCUGUACUACAGCCUUUCCUACCUACCACACAACAGGGUCAAAGACCUCGACUCUAUCAUACAGGUCAUUUUCGAGCAGUACGAUUGGUCACAUAAAGGCGGCAGCGGGAAAAGAGAUUUCUUGAUGUUUGGAGAGCAUAUCGGAGAGCGUGAUGAACGCCCUUUAGAGUUCGCGGGUAACCUCGUCCUCACGGAAUUCGUGAAGAAGAUGGUCGCGGUGUUUCAGGCGCAAUACUCCUUCCUCAUGAUGCGACCACAAGAAAGUACUCAAAUGAUGCACAAGGACGUACAGCCCAUUUGGGACGAAGCAUUGGACUCCAUUUGGCCAGAGAACGACGCUGCCAAAAAGCAGCAUGUUCUGAAAACUGCAGUCAAACGGGCUGUCCCCGAUCAUGAGGACGACGGUGGCCGACAGAGGGAGAAGAAGCUGAGGACGUAUGCAUGA
This is a messenger RNA of Pleurotus ostreatus (oyster mushroom), 1749 nucleotides long. RefSeq lists its product as uncharacterized. Lineage: Eukaryota; Fungi; Basidiomycota; Agaricomycetes; Agaricales; Pleurotaceae. The transcript is spliced from 6 exons. Bases 1 to 1749 code for a protein of 582 amino acids. The record is from RefSeq and is a predicted model, not a curated record.